AUGAAAUAUUCCAUCGUCCUCGCUCUUCUGGCCGCGGCCGGAGUGUGUGCCCAAACAUCAGGGUGCGCAGAGCAGACAAAGGUUGCUCGAUGUCUCGAGGCAGCGGCCAAGCCUGCCGGGUGCGAGGAUAACGAGCGUUGUCUGUGUGGAGUGUAUAAAGAAAUCUCAGCCUGCUAUAUCCCUUGCCCUAAUGGGGACCACGCGGUCGACGCCGAGAAACAAGUUGAUGCAUACUGCGAGGUCAAGAGGAAGCGAUCAUUCAAGGAGUGGCUUUCACAGUAG
Messenger RNA from Fusarium falciforme, 282 nucleotides. RefSeq lists its product as hypothetical. Bases 1 to 282 code for a protein of 93 amino acids. Lineage: Eukaryota; Fungi; Ascomycota; Sordariomycetes; Hypocreales; Nectriaceae. The transcript has 3 exons. The record is from RefSeq and is a predicted model, not a curated record.